AUGCCCGGGGUUGUUGCCUCCGUCGUGGAGGGAGAAGGCGGUGUCGACCCUGAGGUCCCUGCUUUGGCCUAUGGCGAGGGUGAGGACGAUAACGAACCGGAAUCAAUCCAGAAGCUCCUCGAACCACUGUCGAAAGAGCAGCUGAUUAAUCUAUUAAGCGAGGCGGCUGGGAAGCAUACCGACUUGAUGGAGCGUGUUAACCAGGUUGUUGAUGAGGAUCCUGUCCACCGCAAGAUUUUUGUGCAUGGACUUGGCUGGGAAACGACCGUCGAUACCUUGGCCUCAUUUUUCCGCCAGUACGGGGUGAUCGAGGACUCUAAUGUCGUCUGCGACAAAGUUUCUGGCAAAUCCAAGGGCUAUGGCUUCAUCUUGUUCAAGCACCGAACCGGCGCUCGUCGAGCCCUUAAAAAUCCUCAGAAGAAGAUCGGGAAUCGAAUGACAGCCUGCCAAAUGGCGUCCGCAGGGCCUGCUCCGGCCCCCGCCCCUCCGCUAUCAGAGUACACUCAACGAAAGAUUUACGUGAGUAAUGUAUCUUCGGAACUUGAUCCUCAAAAAGUGUUGCAGUUUUUUGCUAAAUACGGAGAGAUUGAGGAGGGUCCUUUAGGCCUAGAUAAGCUGACAGGGAAGCCCAAGGGUUUCGCUCUCUUUGUCUAUAAGACGCCCGAUGGUGCAAGGAAGGCUUUGGAGGAACCGCACAAGAAUUUUGACGGCCACAUUCUGCAUUGCCAGAAGGCCAUUGAUGGCCCUAAGCCGAGCAAGCUUGGGCUUCAGUCACACAACCGUGGCCUGCAUCAUGGGGCGGCUGGGGGUGGCGCACAAGGAUCACAUCUGACCAGGGGUGAGACGGCAAGUUUUGGGGUGGGUGGUCAUUUACAAUCGGCUAGUCUUGGGCACUUGAUGGCUCCGGCCAACACAGGACUAGGAUACAAAAAGGGAAGUGCCUCAGGUGCAGCGUCAGGAUCUGGAUUCAAUCCUGGGUUUGGACAGAAUCUGGCACCAUUGCUCGCAAACCCAGGAGCAGGUUUGGGGUUGCCCAUGGGUUCUCUGCUUGUGAACAGCGGGGCACGUGGCAUGCAGGGUGCAUAUGGUAAUCAGCCUGCAGGAAUCGCUGGUAAUGUGAACCCUGGAAUGAUGGGUACUUAUGGAGGGCACACACCAAUACAAGGGGGAUACGGCAAUCCCAUGAUGGCUCAUGGGGCUGGUCGUGGAAAACAUGCCACGGGACAUAGGGGUGGCGUUUCACAUUACAUGCCGUGA
This is a messenger RNA of Spirodela intermedia, 1257 nucleotides long. NCBI's taxonomy places the organism in Eukaryota, Viridiplantae, Streptophyta, Magnoliopsida, Alismatales, Araceae. The record is from the annotation of a GenBank genome assembly.